AACUAACUCCACUUGUUGAUCGGCGCUUUUAUUCACGCCUCGGCGCAUCUGAUCGUCCCCGUCGGUCCGCAAAACGGAGGCGCAACAUCUUCUUCUCCGCAACGUGCAUGUUGUAGGUCCUCCCUCUUUCCGGGUUACAGUGAUCCAACUCAUGGCAUCGCGGACGCGCAGUCAUCACCGGCCAAGAGGCUGUUUGGAUUCUUUCCCCUCUCUCUGGCUCUGAAAAUAAUGUCAAUGAUGUGUGUCAGCGAGGCGACGUUUCAGCUGCGGUCCGAAGUUUUCUGCGCGUAAAGAAAGUGUAGGGGAGCAGGGAGGAAAGAUGGGAGCACUUUCGGCGUUUCUUCUCGACGUCGGUGAGCUCGGGUGAUGACACCAGAUCGUCCAAGUAUCAGUGUUCACAUCACUGGAGCUGCUUCACACAACUCUGAGCCGAAACGUUCAACAUGGCUUGAUGAGGCGGUUCACGUGGCGCCUGGUACCCGGGAGUAAGAAUGAAUGCAAAGCGGUUCUUGCUGAAGCUCAGGAAGACGUUCGUCCCCCCCCUCUUCUCCGUGCUGACGUUAAUUUUCGUGCUGCUGGUCAGCGUCAAGUACAUCUACAUCCUUGAGUUUCUGGAUCCUCCGCCAGCUCCAACCAAUCAGCCAUUUGUCAAGCACAACAUCAGCUGCAAAGCUAUUUAUGACAUGGACCCGGUAGAAGUGGGUAAAUCUCUCAUCAUCAGAAGGAAAACUGUGGUGGAAGAUAAAGACGAAAGACUGAUCAACUUUACACGAAAUUGCCCUGUCUUCACGAAGAUCAGGGGUUAUGACGAUUUGUGUGUUUCCGAGGAAGAGAAGGAUUUUCCCAUUGCGUACUCUUUGGUUGUACAUAAAAAUGCUUGGAUGGUGGAGAGACUCCUCAGGGCGGUGUACUCUCCCAACAACAUCUACUGCAUACACUACGAUCAGAAGUCAUCGGCUCAGUUUGUCGCCGCCAUGGAGGGUUUGUCCCGCUGCCUGCCUAACGUCUUCGUCUCCAGCAAACUCGAGGCCGUUUUCUACGCGAGCAUCAGCCGCCUGAAGGCCGACCUCAACUGCCUGUCAGACCUUCUGACAUCGGAGGUCAAGUGGAAGUACGUCAUCAACCUUUGCGGCCAGGACUUCCCGCUGAAGUCCAACAUGGAGCUGGUGUCAGAGUUGAGGCGGUUGAAAGGCUCCAGCAUGUUGGAGACGAGUCGACCUAGUGAGCUCAAGAAGCAGCGGUUUCUGUACCGCUACGAGCUGCAGGACGCCAGUUUUGAGUAUAAGAAACUUCCGGUAAAAACACAGCAGGCAAAGACUCCGCCGCCGCACAACAUAGAGAUGUUCAUCGGCAACGCCUACUUUGUGCUGUCGCGGGAGUUUGUCCAGUUCAUGAACUCAUCCCCUGUAGUGAGGGACUUCCUGGCCUGGUCGGAGGACACCUACUCUCCGGACGAACACUUCUGGGCCACGCUUGUGCGACUGCCGGGCGUUCCCGGGGAGGUGCCCAGGUCCCAGCCCGACAUCACAGACCUGAUGAGCAAGACGAGGCUUGUGAAGUGGCAGUACCUGGAGGAGAACCUUUACCCUCCGUGCUCGGGGCAGCACGUGCGCAGCGUUUGCAUUUUUGGUGCAGCCGAACUGCAUUGGCUGCUCAACUACGGUCACUGGUUUGCCAACAAGUUCGAUCCCAACGUGGAUCCCGUUCUUCUUCAGUGCCUUGAGGAGAAACUGGAGGAGAAGCAGAAGUUGUUUCAAAAAGGGAGAAGUUUGACUUGCCCAAGAGGUUAGCUAAAAUGUUGGCUGUUGACUUUUCUUUUAACUGCCCUGCAAUCUUAAGAGACAGAGUCCAUUGGACCACGCAAGGUUUUUACCCAGUCCGGUGGAGUCACAUGCACUUUGAGGUUUUUUUAUUUGUGUGGUUUCAGGAACUGACGGUCUGACAGGACACCCAUUUCGGAGGGUUAAUGUCGAUCAGAAACAAAGACAUACACACAUACUAUAUAUGCACACUACAGGAUUGUGUUUAUUUUUGUCUACCUUCUGCAUCAAUUCCUGUUUCUUUUGUUUAGAAAUACUCCAUCCUUUCUCCCUGGAUGAUAGAUUUCUCUCUGCCAGAAAUCUAGGAACCUCAGGCAUAUGUUGUUUAACAAAGGAGAGAAAAACUAUGUCUACAAUCAAGUUCAGGGACCAGCUACUUACUAUGUCACUGUGAUUGUUGACUUAGUAACUCUUUGUAUCUUUUGAAAUUGCUUUAUGAAAGACUUUGAGCAUCGAUGGAACAUCUGUUUUCAAAGAUGUCCGAUGCUUUGAAAACAUUUAAACAUGAUUAAAUUAUUAUUGAAGACUUAGGUUGCACAACGUGAACUAUGAAUAAAUCAUGUAAGUCAA
Messenger RNA from Xiphophorus hellerii (green swordtail), 2390 nucleotides. Its product is annotated as beta-1,3-galactosyl-O-glycosyl-glycoprotein beta-1,6-N-acetylglucosaminyltransferase 4. Bases 492 to 1790 code for a protein of 432 amino acids. The record is from RefSeq and is a predicted model, not a curated record. Gene Ontology annotation, molecular function: acetylglucosaminyltransferase activity. The transcript is spliced from 2 exons. Gene Ontology annotation, cellular component: membrane. NCBI's taxonomy places the organism in Eukaryota, Metazoa, Chordata, Actinopteri, Cyprinodontiformes, Poeciliidae.